Molecule: messenger RNA, 987 nt
Organism: Dermatophagoides farinae (American house dust mite)
Lineage: Eukaryota; Metazoa; Arthropoda; Arachnida; Sarcoptiformes; Pyroglyphidae
Gene: Coq4
Product: Coenzyme Q4
Biological process (GO): ubiquinone biosynthetic process
Cellular component (GO): mitochondrion; mitochondrial inner membrane
Source: RefSeq, a predicted model, not a curated record
UUGAAAAAAAUGAUUUGCAUUCUCCAAACAAAAUGUUAAGGCCGAAUAUUGUCCGACAAUUGACCAGGAUUGGUUUCCUGAAUACGAUCAAUAAACAAAUGAUAUGUGGUAGUAAAAGAUUAUAUCAAGAUAAUCAUCAACAAACAUAUGAUGAAUCGGAAUUUUCUCAUAAAAACGAUGAUGAUAAUAUCGAACAACUGCCCAUGUAUGAUGGCCACAUCCUUUUAUCUCCAAUUCAAAGAACUUUAUUGUCAGUUGGUUCAGCGUUAGCAGCUCUUAAUGAUCCAUAUCGUGAUGAUGCAGUUGCCACAUUUGGUGAAACAACUGGCCAUUAUGCAUUACGACAGAUGUAUACUGAAAUGUUAAAACAUCCAGAAGGACAACGAAUCAUUCGUGAUCAACCGAGGAUCCAUUCGACAACUAUUGAUCUUGAAGCAUUAGGUCAACUUCCUCCAAAUACUUUUGGUUAUAAUUACUAUGACUUUUUGAGAAUCAAUAAAAUUACACCAGAUUCACGAAAACAGGUUCGAUUUGUUGAUGAUCCUGAAUUGGCAUAUGUUUGUCAACGUUAUCGUGAAGUACAUGAUCUCGUACAUUGCAUUCUUUCAAUGCCGACCAACAUGUUGGGUGAAGUUCUUGUCAAAUGGGUAGAAGCUAUUCAGACUGGUCUACCAUUAUGUUGGUUUGGUGGUUUAUUUGGAGCCGUGAAAUUGAAUGCCAAAGCUAGACAAGUAUAUCUGAAUCAAGGACUUCCAUGGGCAUUACAAUGUGGCCAUCAGGCUAAAAAAUUCAUGUGCAUUUAUUACGAAGAACGUUUUGAACAGGAUUUUGAAGACUUAAGAAAAGAGUUAAAUAUUCCGAAACCUCCGAAAAUCGGUAAAAUACGAUCACAUGUAUGAGUGAAUUGAUAGCCUUAAAAUAUGAGAUACAUAACAAAUGCUAUCAUUAAAUAAGAAAAAACUUUUCUAUAUUGUUGAAAAAACUCCA